Pomacea canaliculata is the source of this 1203-nucleotide messenger RNA. RefSeq names its product syntaxin-8-like. Gene Ontology annotation, molecular function: SNARE binding; SNAP receptor activity. Gene Ontology annotation, cellular component: SNARE complex; endomembrane system; membrane. The record is from RefSeq and is a predicted model, not a curated record. The transcript is spliced from 9 exons. The coding region runs from base 118 to 849 and encodes 243 amino acids. Gene Ontology annotation, biological process: vesicle fusion; intracellular protein transport; vesicle-mediated transport. NCBI's taxonomy places the organism in Eukaryota, Metazoa, Mollusca, Gastropoda, Architaenioglossa, Ampullariidae.
UUGUGUACUUCAGUAAAAGCCACCGCGAGAUAUUAUUUUUAGAAACAGUCGUGAACUCAGGUCAUAUCUCAACUGCGCAUGCGUGCAAUGACCUAGGAGGCAACUUCCGUGUAUACAAUGGCGAGCGAUUCCUGGUUGAGUGAAUACGAGUCAUGCUCCUUGAUGGGGCAGAAGAUUAUGGAAACUAUCAACGAAAGAAACAAGCACAGCCGGACAAGUUCAAACUACACGAAGUUGUCUGCUAACGUAAGAACAUCGCUUCGCCAGUUUUCAAAUGACCUGAAUCGUCUUAAACAGAAUUUAAUAAGAGCUUCAUCAUCAUAUCACAUAACACAAAGAGAAGUUGAACGCCGACAGCAAAUGCUAGAUAGCCUUCUCACGAAAGAGAAACACAUUGAUCAGGCAUUCAAGAAUGACAGUGGAGAUAGCAGAUAUAUCCAGCCAUCCAGCAGGAGAGCGUUGUUAAAUCCACAAUCUGAAGACUUCGGGAGCACCAGCGACCCGUGGGGUCAGGGAGAUCCCCUCGAAAACGUGAGCAACACUGAGCUACAGUCACAACAGCAACAAAUUCUUGAUGAGCAGGAUCGAGGUCUGGAUGCGUUGUCGAGGGUGAUCGGGCGCCAGAAGCAGAUGGCCAUAGACAUCGGAAAUGAAGUGGACUCGCAAAACGAAAUCAUCGAUGACAUCACAGAUCACGUGGACGGAACCACCAGCCGGUUGAAGCGAGAAACACGUCACAUUGCUAUUGUGGACAGGAAGUCGGGCUCAUGUGGGUAUUAUAUCGUCAUCGUCCUCCUGUUCGUCGUCAUCAUUGUGAUUGUGGCCGUUCCGUACAACGGAAAACCGUGAGACAGCACUGAGGUGACAUGAUAGAAAUACAUGACAGACCCAGGGUGAAACGUCAGACAUUAUUUUGUUUAACGAACCAAGACAGUGUUAUGUAUAGUUAACAAACAGAAAGAUGUCAUGGCUACAUGUUUCCGAUAUGUGAUAAGCGAAUGAAGAAACGCUUGAAUGAUUGUUUUUUUUUCCCCUUUGUUUAAUGCUAUAAAAUGUGUGUAUUUCUUAUUCUUCAUUAUUAUCUUUUCGCCGGCGUAUUUGCUCUAUUGUACAUUACCUACCUCCCACUGAGUUUGCACACAAGUGUUGGGCGAUUGCUAAAAGGUUGAUAUAAUGAACUCAUAAUAAAUACAUCUAGGCUGA